GAAAACUAGAUUAAAAAAGAGAAAAAAAUUUUCAAGAGUGUAUUAGAAUAAUUUGUUUGGGAGCAGUUGACCCUUGCUUUUAUGAUCGUACAGAUAUUCGAAUUAGUUUAUAGAAUUUCUCAUUGUGCCGGCGGUACACAUUUCGACAACAACUCGACGAGAGCUCAAAAUUCAUACAAAAACCUAUUUUUUCCCUAAAACUGUAUUCUUAAAACAAAAGCUAUUUAAAAACAAAAAAAAAACAACAAAAAAAAUGCCAAGACCAACAGGACCUGGACCGGCUGCCUACACCUUGCCAAGCACAUUUGGCUAUGAGAAAUGCGACGCACGCAUGCGCCGUGGUCCACAGUAUUCGUUUGGACGGAAACCUUCGAUGCCGGCCUUCAAGAAAUCUGGUCCUGGACCCGCUGAAUACCAAAUCGGGCAGAUAACGCGAUACGGCAACGCCAAGGGACUCGAGUUCUCCAUGCUGCCACGGGGACAGCUAAACAAACCCAAUUCGGUGCGCUACGAGUGAUACGGCGGCAUGGAGUAACCGUUCCCGGGAAUUAAAUGGGUCACGUAACGAGUCGGAAUGUGCUAAGAUUAGAUUAGUUGUGAUCAUUCGUGCAUUUAGUGUAAUAGUUACAGUCUAUAUCUAUAUAUAUAUAUGGGGCCAGAACUGGUGCUAAUACCAUUCUGGUGCAAAUAAAAUCAUGAUAUACAA
Drosophila novamexicana is the source of this 706-nucleotide messenger RNA. RefSeq names its product outer dense fiber protein 3-like protein 2. Lineage: Eukaryota; Metazoa; Arthropoda; Insecta; Diptera; Drosophilidae. The transcript has 2 exons. The record is from RefSeq and is a predicted model, not a curated record. Bases 254 to 517 code for a protein of 87 amino acids.